This is a messenger RNA of Babesia microti strain RI, 474 nucleotides long. Its product is annotated as conserved Plasmodium protein, unknown function. The coding region runs from base 1 to 474 and encodes 157 amino acids. NCBI's taxonomy places the organism in Eukaryota, Apicomplexa, Aconoidasida, Piroplasmida, Babesiidae. The record is from RefSeq and is a predicted model, not a curated record. The transcript has 2 exons.
AUGUUCAUAGAGACAAGUGCCGUGACACUACAAGAUGUUAUGAUAUCUAUACUAGUACUAACGGUAGCUCUAUUUUCACACAUUACAGAUUCAACUAAAUUUAUUAAUCGCAAUAAAUUGACUAUUCUAUCGCAUAACACAGUAACUAAUAAUAUUGCUGUGAAACAGUAUCAUGUGUCGUUUAUACCCCUUGUAAUGCAUGGUUCCGCGAUAAAUCUGGCACAGUAUGAGUUAGGUGCAGUUCCUAAGAAAAAACCUUCCCAUAGAAGAACAAGGAUUAGGCGAGUUGCUUGGAUGAAAAGAAAUCCCAUAACAAAAUCAUUGCCUACAAUGGUGGAUUUGGCGGAUAUGCUAACUUACACAUCGGGAACCUACACUAAAGCAAGGACAACAAGACAGAAUUGGUUAAAUCUCCCCAAUACUAGAUUGACAAAGGGGCACUUUAUAGCAACAGAACUGUCUCCCCCCCUUUAG